Molecule: messenger RNA, 1794 nt
Organism: Plasmodium knowlesi strain H
Lineage: Eukaryota; Apicomplexa; Aconoidasida; Haemosporida; Plasmodiidae
Product: conserved Plasmodium protein, unknown function
Exons: 1
Coding region: 1-1794 (597 amino acids)
Source: RefSeq, a predicted model, not a curated record
AUGGAGGAAGGAAAGACAAAGUGCCACAUCAAACUAAAAAAGAGCGACCAGAAUAGUGGCAGCAGGAAAAGAAAGACACUAGAUGUAUUUGAAGGGUCACAUUAUAGCCAUGACGAGGAGAAUAAUAAAAAUGAGCCUGAGGAAAGGGCAGCUAGAAAAGCACAAAAAAUUAGGGGCAUAAAAAAUGGAGAAAUUAUAGCGGAGCCAAGUAACGACCUGGAGAAAGAAGCCAAUUCUGCAACAUCCGAUUUUAUUCGUUCCUUACAGGAAAAGCUUGAGCGAGUUCAAAGUAAGAAGAAAAUUGUUUAUUUGAAUUUUCCAAAAAAAGUGGGAUCCGGGUUAAGUAAUAAACAGUCUGAUGAGGAAUAUAUCCGAGGCAAACCUUCGGAUGGACCUAACGAGCUGUCAGGAGGUUCCGCGGAUGGAAAUAACAGAAAUGAUGAUUCGCACGAAAAGGAAGACUUAGCAGGAUUAGCAAAAGAUGAUGAUCUAGCAACUGGCGGCGAAUUAGAAGCAGAUACUGAUUUAGGAGCGGAUGACCGAUUAGUAGAUGACGCCGAACUGACGGCCGAGUUCCACCUGAACAGAAACGAGCAAGACAAAUCGCACAAAUACCAUAUCUCGGAGAAGAGCCUAACAUAUAAGAGGAAACUCUUCCUGGAAAAAUUCAACAAAAAUCAGAAGGAAUCCAUUUUUAAAAAUGAAAUGAACAUGUACACAGAUUUUGAUGACCAUCACAUCCAAGUGGAAAAUUACGGGAAACGUAUUUUGAAAAAAAUGGGGUUUAACGAAGAGGUUUACAAUAAGUAUAUAAAUCAGUACUACCAGGAACGGAGCGACAAGAACUACUUUGACAAGAUAUAUGACUCGUUCCAGGCUAGGGAGUUUCGGUUUACGGGUGUGGGUGCAGAGGAGGAGAUGAGGGAGAAUAUGCAGCGAAUUCGGGAUGGGGAAAGGGGCAGAAAUAGGAGCGCAGGUAGAAACAGGAGCGGAAGUGGGAGCCAAGAUGAAGAAGACAACAGAGAGAGGAGAAAGAAAAGGCGAAACGGAGAAAAAGAACGAGGUGAUAAGCCUGAGGACAACGCCCAGAGGAGCAGUGGUAAAUCGGAACACGGAGAAGAAGCCACAUGCGCAGAACCCAGCCCCAGUGACAAGACGGAUAACCUAUUCGAAGGAUUAAUUGUGAAAAUAAAUUUAAAGACACAUGAAUUUUACAAACGGAAAGGGGUUAUAGUUUACACGAAAAGGAGAAGAAAAAGGAAGACGAAGACGAAGGACAGGAACAUGAAGGAGACCGAAGAAUCCAGUUGCAUGCUGGGGUUAUUACUUUUUAAGAACCAUAAAUAUAUCCACCUUUACAAAGAAAUGGUGAAGAAAAAGAUAAAGGACUACCUGUCGUGGAAAGCAGGAGAUUAUCACAGUGGAGAUGACUCCAGUGUAGACAGCCACGAAAAUGAAAAGAAAAAAUUUUGGAAAAUUUUCCUUAAAGAACUAAUAAAGAAGGUGAAACAUGAUAGGGACGAUGAUGGUGGGGUGAGAAAUAAUGAAUCGAAAGAACCAUUUCACCUUACCGAAGUGAAGUCCAAGUAUGUCGAAACGAGCAUCAGUGAGGACACGGUCAAAUGCAAGGUUGUCGGGAGAGGUAUCCACCUAUCCAAGGGAGACAUGUCUUUGUAUAAACAAACUGUCAAGCUGAAAAAAAUCAAGGGUGAUCACGCGCACGUCCAAGUCCAGGAUGGACACCUUUUGAAGCUAUCCCUGGAUGAUAUUUGUCAAUACAUAAAUCAUGUGUGA